AUGUACACGCAGCGCCCACUGUCCUACGCUCCUACUCCAUACAGCUACAUGCCUAACCCUGCUCGGUCGGCCUCAAUUAAUCUCGAUGAAGAAGUGAAAUUGAUUUCCAACUCCGGAGAACGAGAUCUUUACGAAUCGCUCGCCGAAAUAUACAGCAUUAUCGUCACUCUCGAUGGCCUCGAGAAAGCAUACAUCAAGGACGUCGUCACCGAGGCGGAGUACACCGAGACAUGCACACGGCUCCUGAAGCAGUACAAAUCGAGUGUAGGUGACGAGUCCGUGUCGCGAGAAUUUGUGGAUCUGGAAACUUUCAAACGCACAUGGGGGUUGGAGUGUCCCCGCGCAACCGAACGACUACGCAUCGGACUACCUGCGACCGUCGAGCAGGCCUCACACGGCGCAACUGCAGCCAACAAUACAGCUUCCGGUGGCGGCGGCGCAUCGGGCAGCCUAAUCUUGGCGGCGACUGAGAACUUCAUCACCUUCCUCGACGCGUUGAAGCUGAACAUGUUAUCAAAAGACGCCUUGCACCCUUUGCUCUCGGAAGUGAUCCAAUCGGUCAAUAAAGUCACAGACGGAGAUUUUGAAAGCCGCGGCAAGAUCAUUCAAUGGUUGAUUGCGUUGAAUCAGAUGCGAGCGACGGAGGAACUGAAUGAGGAUCAGGCUCGGGAGUUGUCAUUCGAUAUCGACCAGGCCUACCAAGGUUUCAAGGCGACUUUGACCUAG
Messenger RNA from Penicillium maclennaniae, 726 nucleotides. Its product is annotated as ESCRT-I subunit protein VPS28. Lineage: Eukaryota; Fungi; Ascomycota; Eurotiomycetes; Eurotiales; Aspergillaceae. The record is from RefSeq and is a predicted model, not a curated record. Gene Ontology annotation, molecular function: protein-containing complex binding. Gene Ontology annotation, cellular component: ESCRT I complex. Gene Ontology annotation, biological process: protein transport to vacuole involved in ubiquitin-dependent protein catabolic process via the multivesicular body sorting pathway. The transcript has 3 exons. The coding region runs from base 1 to 726 and encodes 241 amino acids.